CAGCUCUCACCGGCGGUGUCUGGGCUCCGGGUCCCGACUGUGAGAUCUCCGAGCUGCGCAGGGCCCCGCCCCGGGCUCCAUUGUUGAGGCUGCAGGCGCUCCACGGGCUGCGCUCCUCUCGGCCGUCCAGCGCUCACGAGCCACUGAAUCCUGAGCAAUGGAAGAGUUAAUAGUUGAACUCCGCCUCUUUCUGGAGCUCCUGGACCAUGAGUACCUCACAUCAACUGUCAGAGAGAAAAAAGCGGUGCUUACCAACAUCCUUCUGCGACUGCAGUCAUCCAAGGGCUUUGAAGUGAAAGACCAUGCUCAGAAGGGAGAGGCCAACAACCUGCCAGCACCACCCCAGAUGCCUCUGCCAGAGAUCCCUCAGCCAUGGCUGCCUCCUGACAGUGGGCCUCCGCCUUUACCGACAUCCUCUCUCCCAGAGGGUUACUAUGAGGAAGCCGUGCCACUGAGUCCUGGAAAAGCUCCAGAGUACAUCACCUCAAAUUAUGACUCUGAGGCUAUGAGCAGUUCCUAUGAGUCAUAUGAUGAAGAGGAAGAGGAUGGGAAGGGGAAGAAAACUCGGCAUCAGUGGCCGUCAGAGGAAGCCUCUAUGGACCUGGUGAAAGACGCCAAGAUCUGUGCCUUCCUGCUGCGCAAGAAACGCUUCGGCCAGUGGACCAAGCUGCUCUGUGUCAUCAAAGACACCAAGCUGCUGUGCUAUAAAAGUUCCAAGGACCAGCAGCCUCAGAUGGAGCUGCCGCUGCAGGGCUGCAGCAUCACAUACAUCCCAAGAGACAGCAAGAAGAAGAAACACGAGCUGAAAAUCACCCAGCAAGGCACAGACCCUCUGGUUCUCGCUGUCCAGAGCAAGGAACAGGCUGAGCAGUGGCUGAAGGUAAUCAAAGAGGCCUACAGUGGCUGCAGUGGGCCCGUGGAUCCGGAAUGUUCUCCACCACCCAGCGCCAGUGCCCCUGUGAACAAGGCAGAACUGGAGAAGAAAUUGUCUUCAGAGAGGCCCAGCUCUGAUGGAGAAGGCGUUGUGGAAAAUGGAGUCACCACGUGUAACGGAAAAGAACAAGCAAAGAGGAAGAAACCCUCCAAGUCAGAGGCCAAGGGGACUGUGUCCAAGGUCACUGGGAAGAAAAUUACCAAGAUCAUUGGUCUGGGAAAGAAGAAGCCAUCUACAGAUGAACAGACAUCGUCAGCAGAGGAGGAUGUGCCCACCUGUGGCUAUCUGAAUGUGCUAUCUAACAGCCGCUGGCGGGAGCGCUGGUGCAGAGUAAAGGACAGCAAGCUCAUUCUCCAUAAAGACAGGGCUGACCUGAAGACCCACAUCGUCUCCAUCCCUCUCCGUGGCUGUGAGGUGAUUCCGGGCUUGGAUUCUAAGCACCCAUUGACCUUCCGGCUGCUACGAAACGGACAGGAGGUGGCUGUCCUAGAGGCAUCCUCUUCUGAAGACAUGGGCAGAUGGAUUGGCAUCUUGCUGGCUGAGACGGGGUCCUCCACGGACCCGGGAGCCCUGCACUACGACUACAUAGAUGUGGAGAUGUCAGCAAAUGUCAUUCAGACAGCGAAACAGACCUUCUGCUUUAUGAACAGGCGGGCAGUGUCCACUAGCCCAUAUCUGGGGAGCCUCUCCAAUGGCUAUGCUCAUCCCAGUGGGACAGCACUACACUAUGAUGACGUCCCCUGUGUCAACGGAUCGUGGGACAUGGAUGGCGGCUUUCCAGGCUGUGGGAGCAGAGGCCCCGUGGAAGAGGUGCUUUAUGAUAACGCGGGCCUCUACGAUAACUUGCCAUCGCCGACAAUCUUUGCUCGCUCCUCUCCUGCUGACCGGAGGGCAUCUCGGCCACCUACUGACAGGCUGUCCUCUAACCACUACAAAUCCCCCACCUCCUGCAGCCCACCCUGCUCCCCAUCUGUCACUAACACCUCUUCUGUGGGGAGGGCGUCUCUCGGGCUGCACUCCCAGUUGAAGAGCAAAAAACCUCCAGCAUCAUCUAAUGGGCUUCCUGUAAAAGGAAAGGCUCCGAGCAGCCAGCAAAAAAAGGUGGAAUCUGCAGGUGGUGUGAAACGGACAGCAUCAAAUGCUGAGCAGUACAAAUACGGUAAGAACCGGGUAGAAGCAGAUGCCAAGCGGUUACAGUCCAAAGAGGAAGAACUGCUGAAGAGGAAAGAGGCCCUGCGGAACAGGCUGGCACAGCUCCGGAAAGAAAGGAAGGACCUGAGGGCUGCCAUCGAAGUGAAUGCAGGCAGGAAGACCCAGGCGGCCCUGGAGGACAAGUUGAAGAGGCUGGAGGAAGAGUGCAAGCAGAGGGAGGCAGAGCGGGUCAGCCUGGAGCUGGAGCUGACUGAGGUCAAGGAGAGCCUCAAGAAAGCCUUGGCAGGUGGCGUCACCCUAGGACUGGCUAUCGAGCCCAGGUCAGGGACAUCCAGUCCACAGUCUCCUGUGUUUCGGCAUCGGACCCUAGAAAAUUCUCCCAUCUCCAGCUGUGAUACCAGUGACGCUGAGGGGCCUCUGCCUGUGAACAGUGCCGCCGUCCUGAAGAAGAGCCAGCCGUCCUCAGGCAGCUCCCCUUGCCGUGGGCACGUGUUGCAGAAGGCCAAGGAGUGGGAGCUGAAGAAUGGGACAUAGAAAGAGCCCAGCCUCGCCCAGAGACUGUGUACUGCCACCAGCCUCGUGUGUGACACGUGCGCCUCCCAACGUGGCCUGAGCAUGACUGCAGAAGUUUGAACGAGUCUGAUGCUGACCCUUGGCUGGCUUGCGUGCACGCUUUCUACUGUAUGAUGGUGCCCUUUAGGAAAGUUUACUUUAAAACUUUGGCGUCCAAAUUUACAUGUUUAAGAAGCAGAAACAAAAGGGGCUGACAAGCUGUUUUGAAGCACCCUCUAGCAGAUGGGGCACUUCUGAGGACCUCGGCUCAGCCCCAGAGCCUGCAGCCCAUGCACCGUGUGCCCCUGUGAGACGGGGUGUCCGAGCCUUCUCCAUGUGCGGUGAGAGCCACGUGCCUCACCCUGUUUGCCAGAGGGUCCUCCUCUGCAGCAGCAGUAUGAGCUCCUAAGUCUCUGCACAGUCCCUCCCUCUCCCCGCCUGACCCUUGUCACUGGAGGUGAAGCCAUGAGGAAUAGCGCUGUGAAGCGACUCUAAGAUUCAGUUUUGGUUUUGGACAAACCUUUUGUCACCAGGAUAGAGAAGUUGUCAUUUUUUUUUUACCAGUGUUUUUCAUGUUUGCUUUUAAAGUAAAUGCCCCCUCCCUUCCCCGCUUUUCAUCAUGUGCUAUGCUUGGACAUUAGGGACUUUUCCGAGACCCGGUUCCUUCCCAGUUUAUGAGAGGCAGCACAGCUUUCAGUCCUUGGCUAGCAUGUGUCCCCCUUUUCUCCUGGCAUGAGACUGCAGCUUCCCAGGCUUCCAGGCAGGAACUCCUCAGCCCAGGAAGCGCACUGAGCACCAUCUAUCUGCCUGUGGAUUUAACAGAGCAGGUUCUAGAACCUGUAGUUAAACCUGGACCGUCUUUGAAGAGAGACGAUCCUUCCAGAGCAUCUUCCUCCAGUUUACAGUGGAAGCUGUGUAUCACAGGUGCACGCCUGGGCCUCGGUUUGGAUUGUGUGGUCCCUCCCAGUCUCCUGCUUGCCUCUGUGCACUUUGUAGUAUAGUUCAGCUGCACAGGAUGACAGCUCAUGGGGGCUAGCCUCUAUCCUAGGGGUUUGAAAGUCAAAUUGGCCUUUUGGGCUUCCAGGAUACAGUUCAAACCUUUCCACCAUGGGGAGAUGCGGGCAGUGACCUGGAAGUUUGGCAUCUCUGCAGACUUGUGCAGGGGCCAGUUAAACACCGGUGAGAACCCGGUGAUUCCUUCCCGUCACAGCCCAGAAUGUCCUUUGCACACACAGGGGGAAAGUCUCCCUGGCUCUCGGUAGAGGUGCCUUUAGGGUCUUCUCUGGGUAGCCUUCAUGGCCAGGAUUGGUGCUCUGUGCUUGAGCCCUGCAGCCGCUGCCUUGGAGUCACCAAAGAGCAGCACAGUGGUCAUCAGGGUACGGGGGACAUGACGGUGUAAGCCCAGUGUAAGACACUUGCCAGCUGUCUAAUGGUGCUUCGCUCUAGUGCCUUCCUCCAAAGGGCAGUUAGGGUUCCUCACACCAGCAUCUGUGGGCUAGUUUCUGCCAGGACACUGUGUAGAAGGACCUGGAGGAGGGAUGCAGCCUCCGCACACACCAGCCUGUUCAUGGAGCUGCAACUGGGGGAGCCUCUUGGGUCAUCACAGGGAGCGGAGACCAUUCCAUGCUCUGACAGGGAAGAGGAUUUAAUGUGACAUAGACGUCUGCUGCCUCGGGUCUCAGAGCAGUGCUUAUGGCCACUGAUAGUAGCCCUGCUUUGCCAGGAAAGCUGUUCCAGGCUUUCAUUGUUACCAAAACAAGGAGAAAAUGCUCAAUUUAACAGCCAGUCCUUGCCAGCAUAGAGGGAUAGUGAAGUAUCAUGUCCAGCAAAUAGCCUCAGAUGAGUUGUCCUGAUGAAGACACAGCAGGCUCCAGGCUCCGGUGUUUAUAAUUCGUGCAGAGAAACCCAGGCUUGCAGUCCAUUCAACUGUGGUGGAUCCUGCAAGUUCCUCAGAGCCGUAUAAAGUAGGUCCCGGGGAAGGUAAGGCUCCCAGCACAGGGCUCUACUGUCCUGUACUCCCAUUAAUGUCCUUAGAUUUGGUCAGAAAGCUAGUUUAAAGCAUUUGUUUCAAAAUAAGUUAUUUAUUUGUAUAUGUUCAAUGAAUAGAGUUUUAAUUUAUAUUUGUACAUAUCAGACACCCAUGAUCCUGACAGGAUUCUCAGUGUUCUCAUUCUGUGACCCUCCCAAAGCCACCAGCGUGAUCCCAGCCAUCAAUUGGCACAGGUUUGCUUUGUGUGGAGCCAGGUAGGCAGAGGGCUGAACCCUUUCCGUGAGCAAUCAGGUCCUCUGGACCUUAGGAGAUGCUCCACCCUUUGGGGCCUCUCUUCGUCUGAGGCCACAGUGUUUCUCAGGUCCACUUUUGUUACAAUUGGGCAAGAUGUCAUCAGCUUUCACAAACCCCCGACUUUUAUGUCUGUUUACUUAACGAAUCACUUGCAUACAAAUUAUCAUGCUGGCCUGGGAACUUGCUAUGGCUGGCUUGGGCAUGGGGGUGGGACCCUCAGUGUCAUACAAUCUUAUGUGCCAGUGUUCUUACAAGGGUGAUCAUGGGACAAACAGGUUAUCGCAGGUGCCAGAAUAACCUGUCAGGACUCACUCACUUCACACCAGAAUCUUCCCGAGUGCUUGUUGCUCCCCUGCCUCGUGUUUCAGUGUGCUGCCUCUUCCUUGUGCAUGCCUUGGACCUGCCUCACCCGCCUGUCCACCUCAUCUCUCCACUGCCCCAGUUUCCCUUUGGCUGUCUCUGUGUCAGCAUGCCCACACUGAUGGGACUUUUAGAAAAUCUGCUUUGGAAAGCAAUGUCUCAGGCCCUGAGGCCAUCGAGGAAGGCGUCCGCAGUCCUCCAGGUAGGAUCCACAUGCAGGCAGCAGCAGGGGUGUCCCUGGCCUCUCCUCCCAAAGGCAAGGGACCAGCCUCCUCUGUCCUCCUCUGUCAUUGCCCUCUGCCCCGUGCUCUGGAGAUACUUGAGCCAAGUCGAGUCAUUUACACCCACCCUCACCAGCACACAGGACACCUUCAAGGUCUGAUCUAUGGGUGUGGCCACAUCAAAAUGAGUGAUCUUUCUCUCUGUCUUUUUUUUUUUUCCUAAAGUAAUUUUGAAUCAGAAACAUUUCAAAUCCAUGACAUAGUUUUUAUAGAAGCAACUGAAUGUCUGGGUCUUGUUCCCACUGACUUACUACUAAUCAUACCAGAGAGCUGGGUUUCUACUGUGAAAUAAACUGAAAAUAACCCCACUGUGCCAUCCACACACAGCCCAGCCCCAGGGAGAGGCAGAAGCAGCUUGCCCAUGUCCCUGGCAGGGGAAGCCCACCCCUCCAUUUUGAGGAACAUUCUUUGCCAGUAGAUGUGGACACACCACUGUGGUCUUUGGAAACCUGGGCUUCCCACAUGCUGGACUGGAUUAUCCUUUCAAAGCGGUGUCUUUAGUUUAUAAUUCUUAGGGACCAAAGGUGUUUUUAAUAUGAUAAUGUUUUAAUUGAUUUUUUUUAACAAGGGUUUACUCUACAUUUUAACACCAGUUUUUUUUUUCCACAUUCUAGAUAUUCCAAAAUCAAUUGCUCGUGGCUCUAAGUUUGUAAAGUGUUUUCACGUUAUGAAUGUAAUUAUUUCCUUAAUGUAUUUUUUAAAAAAGCUAAAAUCAUAUUUAAGAUAAUCUUGGAAAGACACAGGCAAAGGAAAGAGGUUUUUUUUUUUUUUAAUUAACUAUGUUGGUAGCCCAUUUGAAAUGACUGUAAAUCUAUUUUGAUUGUGUAGCUCAAUGUAUUUAAUUCAGAAGGCAAAGAUUUUUUUAUGUAAAGAGACUUGCAAUGAGAAAUCCUAGUUUUCAGUCCACGUCCCCAUCCCAUAGUCACUUCACCUGACUUUUCUGCUCUACAAACUGACUUUUUCUACUGUUGUAACCGUGUACCCAUCGACUGGCGCCCAUUGGCGGAACUUGUAUGUGUAUUAAUAAAGCUGUGCUGUGUGGCCCAGCCUCAUGUCCUCCUGACAGUGGCUCAUGGUGCAGAAGAAGAUGUC
Molecule: messenger RNA, 6655 nt
Organism: Arvicanthis niloticus (Nile rat)
Lineage: Eukaryota; Metazoa; Chordata; Mammalia; Rodentia; Muridae
Gene: Afap1
Product: actin filament associated protein 1
Cellular component (GO): cytosol
Molecular function (GO): SH2 domain binding; SH3 domain binding
Source: RefSeq, a predicted model, not a curated record